AUGGAGACUGUACUACAAAGGAGCCAUAUGCGCUCCCACUCGACAGUUAUUCAACUAAACGCUACCCCGGCUCCCAAAAAGCAUGAUUACACUGGAAUAGAUCCCAAAAAACCUAAAGCAAGAGAUAGGGAUUUGGAUAGUCUAAGUGAAUCCGAACUGGCAUGCAUCCGCAGCUUGUAUCAGUCAGAUUACACCCAACACAAGGCCCGAAAUCCUAAGCGAGUUACUGGCACUUGCGAGUGGUUCUUAGAGCACCCAAAAUAUACGCAUUGGGUAGAAAAUAAGAACUCGGAUCUGCUCUGGGUUUCCGCAGAUGCUGGUUGCGGUAAAUCCGUACUCGCUAGUUUUCUUAUCGAUCACCUCAGCAGUGGAAUCAAAAAGGAAGACACGACGCUGUGUUACUUCUUCUUCAAAGACGACAAUUCCGAACAGCGCACUUCGGCUGCGGCAUUUUCAGCAUUGCUACACCAGAUAAUAGCGGAUGAUCUGGGCUUACUUACACAUGUGCUUCCUCAGUAUCAAUUAAAGGCCCAACAGUUUUCUCGAGAGUUCAUGAGUUUGUGGAGUGUGCUCAAUGUAAUAACGUCAGACUCCACACGAGGAAGGAGUGUAGUAUGUAUACUCGACGGUCUGGAUGAAUGUGAAGAACAGGAUCGUAUUCAGCUCAUCAAAGAAUUGAGCAAGCCGUAUACUACUUGGCCCAAUGAGCCUACCGAAUCUAAAUACUCGCUCAAAUUCCUGAUUACUAGCCGUCCAGGAAUGAAACUGGAAGAUAUUCUUUUCGAUCUUCCAAAUAUCCGACUGCGGGCUGAAGACGAAACUCUGGCAAUAUCUCGAGAUGUUGAGUUGGUAGUCCGCGAGACCAUUUUACAAAUCGGUCGCCGAAGAAGUAUACCACAAGCACAGCAAGAGGAGUUGAUGAAGCAGAUAUUAGCCAAAUCUGAUCGGACUUUUCUUUGGGUAAAUCUAGUUUUACAGCGUAUUGAGACCAGUGGUCGUUUCACUCGCCAAGCUCUGAAGGAACUGGUUGAGACAUCACCACCGGACUUGGAUGGUGUGUAUGAGAAAAUUUUGCGAGAGUCUACUAAUGAUCAAUACACGCGAAAACUUCUGAAAAUCGUGGUGGGAGCCUUCCGACCUCUAAGUUUGACUGAAGUCAACACUGCACUGUGCAUCGACCCACGCAACACGACUGAAUCAGAUAUGGAUUUAGAACCUCGUAUUGAGGCGACGAUUCAGGUUCUGUGUGGCGUUUUCUUAAGAAUAAAUGAUUUCACACUCUAUCUAGCUCACCAAACCGCUCGUGAGUUCCUCUUGCGCCCGUCAAGGGCCUCUUCCCCGGAACAGCAAAUUCCUGGAAUCUGGAAGCAUUCAUUUGAACCGGAUGAGGUGCACUACCAUCUAGCUAAAGUGUGUAACUACUACCUGCACUUUGAUGAAUUUGAAAAGACACCCUUUAUUGGAGAUCAUAACAUUGGUGACGCUUUCAAAAAGAAAGCUGCCGACGACUACGCGAACAAGUUCAGUUUCCUUUAUUACGCAACCAGAUACUGGGCAGACCACUUCCGGAAAACGUCGAUUUCGGAGGAUGCAGCAAAUCUCGAGGCAUUCCUCUGGCUGUACGAUAUAAAUUCAAAUCGAUUCAAAACUUGGUAUACCAUGUUUUGGGUCCAGGUAUACGAAUAUAGCUUCGGUACCGUACAGACGAUGCCAAUAGUUGUCGCAUCAUAUUUUGGGCACACAGCAGUUGUUCGAAAUAUGAUCAAAAAGGGUUCAUCCCGCAUGUCUUUCUUGAAAGGCCUAUUUGCUAAACCGGAUGAAAUGCUUAUAAACCAAACAGACAAUGAGCAGAUGUCAGCGCUUACAGAAGCAAGUCGACAUGGCCAUCUAGACGUUGUAAAAUUGCUUUUAAAACAGCCAGGUAUCGAUGUUAAUCACAGAGACAAAAUGCGCAAAACACCAUUUUUACGGGCUUGUGAAGUAGGAAAUCUGGACAUCGUCAAACUUUUUCUCGCUCGACGUGACGUCGAUAUCAACGCUUGUGACGAUCGUUGUCAAAGCUGUCUCUCAUGGGCUUGUGGAAGUGGCAAUGUGGAUAUUGUACGCCUUCUUCUCUCAAGACCUGGAAUCGAUAUCAACAGGAAGAAUGUACACGAAGGGAAUGCGAUGAACUUUGCUGUUGGAAGUGGUUCAUUAGAGAUUGUUGAGAUAUUACUGAAUCUCAAAGAUCCACCACUGGAAAUUAACUAUAAUCAUCCUACUGAGUCUCCUAUUACUCUGGCUGCGAAGCUCGGGCAUACUCGGAUAUUUGAUCGUCUUGCGCGAAAUGCGGAAGCAUCCAUAGGCGGUUUUAAUAUUCAGGCAGCUAUGUAUGCAGCUAUUAGCGAAGGGCGUGAAGCCAUAUUCAAAGCACUACUAAAACGGGAUCCCAAACUGCUGCACAGCAAAGACAGUGACGGCUUCACGCCCUUCGCUACAGCCUGUAAAGAAGGACGACCCAACAUAGCACGACUACUGCUUGCUGAGCCCAAUGUUGAAAUAAAUUCAAUUGACAGUUAUAAUGCAAUGCCAAUACAUUGGGCAAUAAACUCGCGAGGAGGGACACCAGAAAUCAUAUCGAUGCUCCUGGAACGGGAUAACAUUAUAUUGAACCAUAAGGAUAACAAUGGUGAAACCCCUCUCGUAGCAGCUAGCGGCGGGCAUCCAGAUAUUGUCAAGUUGCUCCUCAGUUGCAAACGACACCGUCACCAGAUCGACAUCAACUCAUCCAAUCGCGUUGGAUUUACUUCUUUGGCUUGCGCUGCCGAACGAGGACAACCGGAAGUCAUGUCCAUGCUUCUCGCGGAAGAGGGUAUUGACCUGAACGUGCAAGACCAGUGGGGUAAAACAGCCUUGAUAUGGGCUGCUUAUAUGGGUCAACUGAAAUGCGUUGAGUUGCUUCUGCAAGCCGGUGCUGAUUAUCAAAUCGUUGAUCGAGAUAGAAAGACAGCACUGCAGGGGGCAAUCGCCAGAGAUCAAAAAUAUGUCAUUACGUGCAUUGUUAAGUGGGAAUUGCGACAAGGAGGGUAUGAUGUUGACAACUUGUCAGCAGAACAGACAUCACAGUUGAGAAGUGUGUUCGAAGGAUUGAGUGCCCAAGCCAUGGAAAAUAUUGGACUGAAAGAAUUUCUUAGGGAAUUGAAUCUGUUUAUCUAA
Messenger RNA from Talaromyces proteolyticus, 3195 nucleotides. RefSeq names its product ankyrin repeat-containing domain protein. Gene Ontology annotation, molecular function: protein binding. Lineage: Eukaryota; Fungi; Ascomycota; Eurotiomycetes; Eurotiales; Trichocomaceae. The transcript has 3 exons. The coding region runs from base 1 to 3195 and encodes 1064 amino acids. The record is from RefSeq and is a predicted model, not a curated record.